Messenger RNA from Amphibalanus amphitrite, 650 nucleotides. RefSeq names its product zygotic DNA replication licensing factor mcm6-B-like. Gene Ontology annotation, cellular component: nucleus; MCM complex. Gene Ontology annotation, molecular function: ATP binding; single-stranded 3'-5' DNA helicase activity; single-stranded DNA binding. The transcript has 3 exons. Gene Ontology annotation, biological process: double-strand break repair via break-induced replication; mitotic DNA replication; DNA replication initiation. The record is from RefSeq and is a predicted model, not a curated record. Lineage: Eukaryota; Metazoa; Arthropoda; Thecostraca; Balanomorpha; Balanidae. The annotation marks the transcript as partial.
CACACGCGCUCGUGUCGGUCAACAACAAAAGAUUUUAUACUCUGGUGCGCGUUUGGGGGUAAUUAGCCCUAUUUUUCGUGUUUUUGGUUAUUUUGGAUAUUUCCUUUGGUAAGCCACGUCUGAUCGUGUCUUUUUCUAUAAGAGUUAUGGAUGUCGCGGACAACUUUGUCGGUCAAAGCCAAGUGAAAGAUGAAGUCGGGGACAGGUGCCAAAAACUUUUUCAAGAUUUCCUCGAAGAAUGGAAGGACCAUAGCGGCGAGAUCAAGUACCUGGAGGCUGCAAAGGAAUUGGUGAAACCUGAGCGUAAUACACUCCAAGUCAGCUUUGAGGAUAUUCAGCGCUUCAAUCAGAGCCUGGCAACCACUAUCCAAGAGGAGUUUUAUCGUGUUCACCCUUUCCUGUGCCGAGCUGUGCGCAUCUUCGCAAAAGACCGUGGCGGCGUCUCUGUGGAGAAGGAGUACUACGUCUCGCUGGUGGAGUACCCCAGCGCGGUGCGCGUGCGUCAGCUGACCACCGACCGCGUGGGUCAGCUGCUGCGCAUCACCGGCCAGGUGGUGCGCAGUCACCCGGUGCACCCGGAGCUGGUGACGGGCACCUUCACCUGCCUCGAGUGUCAGACCGUCAUCACAGAUGUGGAACAGCAGUUCAAG